Messenger RNA from Micropterus salmoides (largemouth bass), 588 nucleotides. Its product is annotated as ecto-NOX disulfide-thiol exchanger 2-like. Lineage: Eukaryota; Metazoa; Chordata; Actinopteri; Centrarchiformes; Centrarchidae. The coding region runs from base 1 to 588 and encodes 195 amino acids. Gene Ontology annotation, biological process: ultradian rhythm. Gene Ontology annotation, cellular component: plasma membrane; external side of plasma membrane. The record is from RefSeq and is a predicted model, not a curated record. Gene Ontology annotation, molecular function: protein-disulfide reductase activity. The transcript has 5 exons.
AUGGAAAGAAGGGCCAUUCUGGGCCAUGAAGGGAGGGGGGACACAAAUGACAAUGUGUUUCCUGAAUCAGUGCGUGUGCUCUUGACCUGGCUGGAACGAGGUGAAGUCAACCGCCGGAAUGCCAACAACUUCUACUCCAUGAUCCAGUCCUCCAACAGCCAUGUCCGCCGGCUGAUUAGCGAGAAGAGUCAGCAUGAGAAGGAGAUGGAAGAGGCCAGAGACAAGUUCAAGACCGCAAUGGCCGCAUACUGGCUCAAUUUGAACAGAUCGUGUCUGUAUUCCACGCUGCUUCCAAACAAAAGGCAUGGGACCAUUUCUCCAAAGCUCAGCGGAAAAACCUGGAUAUGUGGCGCAAGCAGGUUGAGGAGAUUAGAAACAUGCACAAUGAGCAGCUUAUGGGAAUCAGGGGAGAAGAGGAGAUGGAGAUGUCUGAUGAUGACAUGGAGGACUCCUCCGCUACCAACAGCAAAGACUCUGAGGACUCAGACCUUUAGGAGCAGUCUUAAGUCCAAGCUGGGCCAUGAUGGCUCCUAUCCUGUCUCUCUUUCCUCUCAUCUGAGCGAUCACCACAUUGACAUGUUGUAUUGA